AUGGAGAUCUUCUACUGGGUGGUGUUCGGUGGCCUCGCUGCGAUCGUCGCCGGCUUGGAGCUCAGCAAAUCCAACAAAGACCGCAUUAACACCUCCUCCGCCUUCAACUCCUUCAAGAACAACUAUCUCCUCGUUUACUCUCUCAUGAUGGCUGGAGACUGGUUGCAGGGUCCGUAUGUGUACUAUCUCUACAGUACUUAUGGCUUCGGAAAGGGGGAGAUCGGCCAGCUAUUUAUUGCUGGUUUUGGAUCUUCAAUGUUGUUUGGGACGAUUGUUGGAUCACUCGCCGACAAACAGGGUCGGAAGAGAGCUUCUAUCACCUACUGCAUCACCUAUAUUCUCAGUUGUAUCACGAAACAUUCUCCACAGUACAGAGUUUUGAUGGUGGGUCGUGUUCUGGGAGGUAUCGCUACUUCUCUUCUCUUUUCUGCCUUCGAGUCGUGGCUUGUUGCUGAGCACAAUAAGAGAGGUUUCGAGCAGCAGUGGUUAUCAGUCACAUUCUCCAAGGCAAUAUUCCUUGGGAAUGGAUUAGUGGCCAUCAUCGCUGGACUCUUUGGCAAUUACCUUGUGGAUUCUCUGGCCCUCGGUCCUGUUGCUCCAUUCGAUGCUGCUGCUUGCUUUCUUGCUAUAGGUAUGGCCGUUAUUAUGUCAACCUGGUCCGAGAACUAUGGAGAUCCAUCAGAAAACAAAGACCUUCUUACCCAGUUCAAGAACGCUGCCUCUGCCAUUGCCUCUGAUGAGAAGAUUGCAUUGCUCGGUGCUAUACAGUCUUUGUUUGAAGGGUCCAUGUACACCUUUGUGUUUCUCUGGACUCCUGCUUUGAGCCCUAAUGAGGAGGACAUUCCCCAUGGUUUCAUAUUUGCAACAUUCAUGCUGGCUUCAAUGCUUGGUAGCUCCAUUGCCUCUCGUUUGUUGGCACACUCGUCUCCAAAAGUGGAGAGCUAUAUGCAGAUCGUAUUUGUGAUAUCUUCUGCAGCUCUAAUGCUUCCUGUUGUAACAAGCUUCUUGGUGGCGCCCGCAGGUGUAAAAGGUGGAAGCAUAUCCUUCCCUGGAUGCAUUCAGCUUAUUGGUUUCUGCACAUUUGAAGCGUGUGUAGGAAUCUUCUGGCCAUCUAUAAUGAAGAUGAGAUCUCAAUACAUUCCAGAGGAAGCCAGAAGCACCAUCAUGAAUUUCUUCCGCAUCCCACUCAACAUCUUUGUCUGCCUUGUCUUGUACAAUGUUGAUGCGUUUCCAAUGACGGUGAUGUUUGGGAUGUGCUCUGUAUUCCUAUUCGUGGCCUCUAUUUUGCAAAGGAGGUUGAUGAAUGUAGCCGAGGUCCACAGGUCAAGAUCACAAGAGUGGUCAGCAGCAAAGGAGAUGACCUCAGAAGUUGACCCUCUUAACCCAUAA
Molecule: messenger RNA, 1389 nt
Organism: Microthlaspi erraticum
Lineage: Eukaryota; Viridiplantae; Streptophyta; Magnoliopsida; Brassicales; Brassicaceae
Source: the annotation of a GenBank genome assembly